GCCGGGCGACGUGGCCCGCCCGGAGCCCGGAAGUGGUCCGUGUGGAACGGCCGCCGGACCUUGGCUGUACACCCAUCCCGUCGGACUUUUCGCUGCUGCGUGGCGUCUGUCCCGGCAUCACCAUGUUGAAGAAAUUCGACAAGAAGGACGAGGAAUCGGGCGGCGGCUCCAACCCCUUCCAGCAUCUGGAGAAGAGUGCAGUGCUGCAAGAGGCCCGCGUAUUUAAUGAAACUCCCAUCAACCCUCGGAAAUGCGCCCACAUCCUCACCAAGAUCCUUUAUCUCAUAAACCAGGGGGAACACCUGGGGACCACCGAAGCCACCGAAGCCUUUUUUGCCAUGACCAAACUCUUUCAAUCCAAUGAUCCCACACUCCGUCGGAUGUGCUACUUGACCAUCAAGGAGAUGUCCUGCAUUGCAGAAGACGUCAUCAUCGUCACGAGCAGCCUGACAAAGGACAUGACCGGGAAAGAAGACAACUAUCGGGGCCCUGCCGUGCGAGCCCUCUGUCAGAUCACCGACAGCACCAUGCUGCAGGCCAUUGAGCGCUACAUGAAGCAGGCCAUCGUGGACAAGGUGCCCAGUGUCUCCAGCUCCGCCUUGGUGUCUUCUCUGCACCUGCUGAAGUGCAGCUUUGAUGUGGUCAAACGCUGGGUGAAUGAGGCCCAGGAGGCAGCAUCCAGUGACAACAUCAUGGUCCAGUACCAUGCGCUGGGGCUCCUGUACCAUGUGCGGAAGAAUGAUCGUCUGGCCGUGAAUAAGAUGAUCAGCAAGUUCACCCGGCAUGGCCUGAAGUCUCCCUUUGCCUACUGCAUGAUGAUCCGAGUGGCCAGCAAGCAGCUGGAAGAGGAGGACGGCAGCCGUGACAGCCCUCUGUUUGACUUCAUCGAGAGCUGCCUGCGCAACAAACACGAGAUGGUGGUAUAUGAAGCUGCUUCUGCUAUCGUCAAUCUGCCCAGCUGCAGUGCCAAGGAGCUGGCCCCGGCCGUGUCAGUGCUCCAGCUCUUCUGCAGCUCGCCCAAGGCUGCUCUCCGCUAUGCUGCUGUCCGCACCCUCAAUAAGGUGGCCAUGAAGCACCCGUCGGCGGUGACAGCUUGCAAUCUGGACCUGGAGAACCUGGUCACAGACUCAAACCGCAGCAUCGCCACCCUGGCCAUCACCACCCUCCUCAAGACUGGCAGUGAGAGCAGCAUCGACCGCCUCAUGAAGCAGAUCUCCUCCUUCAUGUCCGAGAUCUCGGAUGAGUUCAAGGUGGUGGUGGUCCAGGCUAUCAGUGCCCUGUGUCAGAAAUACCCUCGAAAACACGCUGUUCUCAUGAACUUCCUGUUCACCAUGCUGCGGGAAGAGGGCGGCUUUGAGUACAAGCGCGCCAUUGUGGACUGCAUCAUCAGCAUCAUUGAGGAGAACUCAGAAAGCAAGGAGACAGGACUGUCACACCUGUGCGAGUUCAUCGAGGACUGCGAGUUCACUGUGCUGGCCACUCGCAUCCUGCAUCUCCUGGGCCAGGAGGGGCCCAAGACCAACAACCCCUCCAAGUAUAUCCGCUUCAUCUACAACCGAGUAGUCUUGGAGCACGAGGAGGUUCGGGCAGGUGCGGUGAGUGCUCUGGCAAAGUUCGGUGCCCAGAACGAGGAGAUGUUACCCAGCAUCUUGGUACUGCUAAAGAGGUGUGUGAUGGACGAUGACAAUGAAGUAAGGGACCGAGCCACCUUCUAUCUGAAUGUCCUGGAGCAGAAACAGAAGGCUCUCAAUGCAGGCUACAUCCUGAACGGUCUGACUGUGUCCAUCCCUGGCCUGGAGAGAGCGCUGCAGCAGUACACUCUGGAGCCAUCGGAAAAGCCCUUUGACCUCAAGUCUGUGCCCUUGGCCACCACACCCAUGGCAGAGCAGAGAACAGAAAGCACCCCCAUCACAGCAGUCAAGCAGCCUGAGAAGGUGGCCGCCACCCGGCAGGAGAUCUUCCAGGAGCAGUUGGCGGCAGUGCCCGAGUUCCAGGGUCUGGGGCCCCUCUUCAAGUCCUCGCCCGAGCCUGCGGCACUCACUGAGUCAGAGACGGAGUAUGUCGUCCGCUGCACCAAGCACACCUUCGCCGAUCACAUGGUGUUCCAGUUUGACUGCACAAACACACUCAAUGACCAAACCCUGGAGAACGUCACCGUGCAGAUGGAGCCCACCGAGGCCUAUGAGGUGCUUUGUUACGUGCCUGCCCGGAGCCUGCCCUAUAACCAGCCUGGGACCUGCUACACACUGGUGGCAUUGCCCAAGGAAGACCCCACAACUGUGGCCUGCACCUUCAGCUGCAUGAUGAAGUUCACUGUCAAGGACUGUGACCCCACCACUGGGGAGACUGAUGACGAAGGCUACGAGGAUGAGUAUGUGCUAGAGGACCUGGAAGUCACUGUAGCUGAUCACAUCCAGAAGGUCAUGAAGGUGAACUUCGAGGCAGCCUGGGAUGAGGUAGGGGACGAGUUUGAAAAGGAGGAAACGUUCACCUUGUCUACCAUCAAGACACUUGAAGAGGCUGUGGGCAAUAUUGUGAAGUUCCUGGGAAUGCACCCUUGCGAGAGGUCAGACAAAGUGCCUGAUAACAAGAACACCCACACACUGCUCCUGGCCGGUGUCUUCCGGGGUGGCCAUGACAUCCUGGUGCGCGCCCGGCUGCUGCUCUUGGACACAGUGACCAUGCAAGUAACAGCCAGAAGUUCAGAAGAGCUUCCAGUGGACGUUAUCUUGGCAUCUGUGGGCUAAGGGAUCAGCUGGCGUCUGUCCUUUUCUAAUCCCUUUUCUCCCCCAAGACUAAGUGGGAGUGACACCUUGGCCAUGAAAUGGGUGAAAACCCCUUCACAAGCUUCUGGGUAGAAAAGUAAUUAGGAAUUAUUUUGCAUUUUUUAUUUGACCCCAUUCACAACUGUUGGGGCUUUUUUUUUCCACUAGGGGAUCAUUUUGACUUGUCCUAGAUCUUGCUGUCCUGCCUGCCAGUGAAUGGGCAUUGCAAAUGAAUAAAAUGCUGGCACCUCCUCUAGAAUUUAUCCCCAAAGAAGCCAUCUUCUGCCUGAAAUAAAUCAGCAUGUAUUUAUGGAAUAAUUACUAAGAGACUUGUGCAUAGGGAUCUACCUCCCCUUUGAGACCACCUACCACCCAGUACAGCACUCCUCCUUCCCUGUAUCCACAGCCCUUGGCCCUUGCUCACCCCAUGGUAGAAUCCUCUCCUGCUCAUUCCCCGACCAGCAUCAAGCCCAGAGACCAAGACCCUGAAGGUUUGUCUGGGGAAUGCCAACAUCUUAGUAACAGCCCCUCUGCUGUGAGAGUGGGCAGAUGGGAACUGCUGUGGGCCAAGGUGGGAGAUGGGGUGUGGGCUGGUGUUGCCCACCUGCUGGGAGGUGAUGGGGAAGAACAGCUUGGAGUGUCAGGUGUGUCAGGACUAAUUGAACAAUGAGAAGAUGCUUAACAGAGAAAUGAUUUUAUUAAUAAACUACACUGCGGCCAUCCACGCUUUUAGGAUGAUGCACCUUGUCUAAGAACAUACAAACUUCUAUCCCAAAAAGCCUUGGUGUCAAAGGCCAAAAUAUGCAAGCUGUUGUUAAUCACUACCUUGGGUGGAACUAAGAAUCUCUAGGGUUGGUUUUCCUAUGUUAAUUAGACUUACAGCCAAAAAGGAA
Molecule: messenger RNA, 3658 nt
Organism: Ochotona princeps (American pika)
Lineage: Eukaryota; Metazoa; Chordata; Mammalia; Lagomorpha; Ochotonidae
Gene: COPG1
Product: COPI coat complex subunit gamma 1
Exons: 24
Coding region: 123-2747 (874 amino acids)
Biological process (GO): intra-Golgi vesicle-mediated transport; intracellular protein transport; protein secretion
Cellular component (GO): endoplasmic reticulum-Golgi intermediate compartment; COPI vesicle coat; Golgi membrane
Molecular function (GO): structural molecule activity
Source: RefSeq, a predicted model, not a curated record